AUGAGAAAAAGCGCCGUCUGCGUCAUUAGACCACAUUCAAGAAAUUGCGAAAUGCCUGUUGUGAACUCUUUAAGUCCAACACUCUUACCUAACUCAACUAUUAAAUCAUUGAAGGAAGAAGACAUCUUCGAUAAACUCGAAGAUCUCAAUACACUGCGCGAGAUGAGAAGAACUAAAAGUGCAAGUCGGUCGCAAGUACUAGUUGAACCUCUCACUUUCAUCUCAGAAGAAGACAGAUAUGAGACUAUGCUCCUUUUCUAUGAAGACCAACAACUCAAACAAACUUCAAAGCCAGCAAAUGCUCGACUCAACACGCAUGAAUUGUAA
Entamoeba invadens IP1 is the source of this 327-nucleotide messenger RNA. RefSeq lists its product as hypothetical. The transcript has a single exon. NCBI's taxonomy places the organism in Eukaryota, Evosea, Mastigamoebida, Endamoebidae. Bases 1 to 327 code for a protein of 108 amino acids. The record is from RefSeq and is a predicted model, not a curated record.